GUUGGUAAUCAUUAUUCUUUGGCACAGAUCUAAUAAAACUUAAAAAUAUGGAUGUUGAAGUUAAUACCAUUUCUUUACAAUUAACGGAUUUAAAUGAAGAUUGCUUACUGCAGAUAUUCAAUAUGCUAAGUUUAGAAGAUCAAAUAAAAGUAUCCAAAGUAUGUACUCACUUUUUUGUGGUUUGCAAAAACGUAUGGCGCAGAAAUAAAAAAUAUCUGACGUUAGACUUUUCACAAUGGAAUGCCAUGCUUCCACAAACCGGGGAUUGUCAAUAUUUUUUAAAUAUCAUGCAACCAUACAUAAAGGAAUUUAAACAUGAUUUUGAUGGAAUCUAUCAAAUUCCGAAUGAGCUAAAAAAAUUUGUUGCAAAAGGUUUCCACAGUGUCGAACGUUGUGUUAUAUCAAGGGACGGUUACAACUCUCUCCAAUAUAUAAGUAUAAUUGGUAUGACCUUUAUAUAUGAAUUAGCCAAGCUGUUUCCAAACGUAAAGUAUUUGCGCAUCUGUGAUGAUAUAACCGGGCAGUACCUCACAUCUUUCCGCAGUUUAGAGGAAUUGCAUUUAUACGAAAAAGAAGACAAGAUCUUUGAAUUGUAUAAUGAUCAUCUCGCCAACAUUUGCAUUGAGCUCAAAAUGUUAAGGGUCCUCGACAUACGCAACUUUAAUGUGAGCGAAUUACUACUAACGCAUAUUGAUUGUUGUAACAACUUAGAGGUUUUGAAACUAAAUCGUAACACCCUAGUCCCUGUGGUUCAUAAUAUUUUACAACUACCAAAGCUAAAAACAGUUGUCGUACUAUUUGAUUUUAAUAUAAAUUGUACUUCCAUAGAGCAUAUAGAUACGUUCAAUUUUAAAGUUUUUCCAACUGUGGAGUUUUUUCAUAUAAUAAACUCAGCAAGUAAUCGCAUCAUUGGUAUGAGCAUGGAUCAUUAUUAUAUGAACUUGAUAGAAAAUUGGGAUGAAAAUUUGAAAAUAUUUGAUUAUUGCAAACUAGAACACUUAGCACUUUGUGGAUAUCAUUUUGAUGAUGUCCGAUUGGAAAAGUACGCGAACAUGAAAAAUUUGAAGUCGCUCUGGUUCCGCAUGUCCACAAGCGUGUCGAAAUCUAAUUUAUUACGGUUCAUUGAGUUUUGUCCUCAGUUGAGAGAGAUUGAUAUUACCUGUUGUUGCGAUUUAAAUAGUAGUUUUUUAUAUGAAGCAAUGGAUCUCAUUAAGAAACUUAAGCGUAAACCAAUAACUUUGUACUAUCAAUUAAGUGGAUUACAAGAUGAAAUUGAAAUAAUAAAUCCUAAGUUUUGGAGUGAGCAGCAAUACAUUAAUUGCAUUUCUGGUUCACCAGAAAAUAAUGACUACGCCGAGAGGAGUUUCCAUUUUGAUUUUGAGAGUCUGGAACUCGAAACAAGUCAUAAAGAUACAGUGCAAGAAAUAGAAAAUGACAAUAAAAUUGAAACAACUCAAUGUCAACUUAGUGACUCUAACGAAAAUGUUUGAAAUAUUUUAAAUAUUAAUUACAAUUAAUACAAAAUUCAUACAAGAGAAAAUUAAAAUAUACCUUUAUAUGAACAC
Teleopsis dalmanni is the source of this 1565-nucleotide messenger RNA. RefSeq lists its product as uncharacterized. The record is from RefSeq and is a predicted model, not a curated record. Gene Ontology annotation, molecular function: protein binding. NCBI's taxonomy places the organism in Eukaryota, Metazoa, Arthropoda, Insecta, Diptera, Diopsidae.